Molecule: messenger RNA, 2484 nt
Organism: Dendroctonus ponderosae (mountain pine beetle)
Lineage: Eukaryota; Metazoa; Arthropoda; Insecta; Coleoptera; Curculionidae
Product: tectonic-1
Exons: 6
Coding region: 398-2440 (680 amino acids)
Biological process (GO): cilium assembly
Cellular component (GO): ciliary transition zone
Source: RefSeq, a predicted model, not a curated record
CAGUGGCUUCAUCUCAAUUUAGCGAAACGUGUAAUUGGUCGUACCCGAUUGACAUCCAUUUAGCGACUGCUGGAAUUCAAGGUUGGCCAAAAAUCUACUUAGAAGUCUACCAUCUCGACUGGUUGGGCAGAACCCACUUGUUCGGCUACGGGUUGGUGACAGUCCCAACCAGUCCUGGUCGACAUACUCUGGAUUGCUACACUUGGAGGCCUUUGGGUUCGCUUAGAGAUCGAGUUGUCCAGUACUUUGUAGGCGGGGGCUCGCAUCUUAAGUACCCAGAUCUGAUCUUUUCUCCGGAGAAACGAUACAAACUCUCCACUGAGGCUAUGGGAGUGGUUAGCUUCGACUUGGCGAUAAUUUUGCGCAACUUUAACAACUACGGAGUAGAGUAUUAGACAUGGCGCUGUUGAGGUUUAUUGGAUUGGUGCUGGUUUGCACCUGCAGACUUUCAGUGCAAACUUCGAAAACCCCUGAACCUGCACCUGAAACUGAGUCAACCCCCAUAGAUUCGACCACAACAGAUUAUUCAACUAGCACUGUUGAAACUUGCGAUAGCGGCUUUGGUAACUGCACCAAUUUAACUGCCACUGAAGCACCUUUAGAAGCAGGUAAAAAUAAUGGCACUCGACAUUUCAAUGAGACGAAGCACCGAUCUUUGGGGAAGUGGAGUGAAGCCGACGUGUGCACGUGUGAUUUGCAAGAGAAAAGUUGCGACAUCAACUGCUGCUGCGACCUGCACUGUUCAGCCGCUGAUAAAGAGCUGUUUGAUCAUUGUCAACUGGACGACAACAGGUUUUUCGAUGAUCGAUAUUGCAAGUAUACUAAGCACAUCUAUGUUAAUAACACCGCGUUUGAAUGGGAAGUCAACCAGGAUGGGAUGUUUUGCGUUAUUACGCGCAAUCUUCCCGACUCUCACUUACUUCAGAAAGAUCAGCCCAUUGGACCCCUGGAAGCUUUCUCUCCCCGACACUCUUUCUGGGGCAAUGGCGUUUUGCCCGUUCCUCAAUUAACAGAGGCAAGAAAGUAUGGCUAUGGAGAUUCGAUCUGGAUAGUUAAAAACGAUUCAAGUUUCGACGUUUUGCGGAUGCCCAAAAGCGUGCUUUCUCAGGUCUGCUCAUUCGAAGAAGAUAUCCAUUUUCUGAUCAACGAGCAAAGCCGAUGCAGUCCAGUAGCUGCAGCCGAAGGCAAUGAGGCUCUGAUACUUUCUUCGUAUUUUUCCGGUUUUAAAAUACUGGCAAACCCCAAGUCGGUAAAUGCAAGCAGUGCGAAGAAGAACUUUUAUUACUCCUGUCCUAAGAACGUGUGCUUGGAAAUUCAGGCAAAACUCUGCGACGUCCAUCUGAACAAUUGCUUCAAAGUGAAGAACGCCUCUAACAUGAGCUUUCAGUGCUCGUACGAUAUCAGAAACAAUUUGAAUAAUUGCCAAAAUGCCGCUCAGAGAGUGCACUGGAGGUUUUUCCAUAAUGCGACCAGCGGGAUUUACGAAGUGGAUAUUCUGGCAGUGCUGGCCAAUUUUAGCUACCAUUUUGGACGGGAAGACUUGCAAUUUACCCAGCACUUCUCCUGGGAGUUCCUGUGGGAUAAUCGCACGAAAAACUACUCAGAAAUUUUCAGCGGAAAUCCCGGAUACAUUUUUGGAAAACCGAUCCUGAUUGCAAGGAAACACCAGAAAGCCAACGAGACUUCUAUCCAGCGAUCCUCUGCGAGAUACAUCGAUAAUUUUCUGGUUUUUCCGCAGAGUUCAGAAGGCGCUUGUGUGAGAAACGAUACAAACUAUGCCGCUAUCGAAUUUGGGUACGGUAUGAGGAACAAGUGCCGGCUUCAAAAAAUGCAGGCAUUCAACCACACGAAAAACGCCACAGAGAUUUGCAAGGAAAUCCAAAGAACUGUCUUUGAUUUGUGGGGAAUUCAACCCAAUGCUUCAGUGGUUUUCGGCCUUUUCGGUAGCGCCUCUGCUAAAAUUUUAGAGGACUGGAGUGACGCUUUUUACAAAAAAAACUCAUCCACAUUGCUUAACCAGACUAUUGGCAAGAUUAUCAAUAAAAACUCCUCGAUAGUGUGCUACAACAUCUCAACGUUGCUUAAUGUGGACAUUUUUCACUCCAGAGUGGAUUUCAAGACUGUGUUAAAUCAGCAGAAGAUUCUGGGAGUGGCUUUCAAUUUCCGCAAUUUACUAAACCCGAAUUUUGCCCUGAAACGACUAAACCAGAGCUGGAUUGUGGAUUUCGGGCUUGAUUUAACAAGCCAAGUGAGUUUCCACGAUGUGACCGGCAGGAAGGCAAUUAAGUUCGUCGAUCCUCCCAGUUUGGAUAUUCGCCUGCCUUAUGACUUUUUUUACCCUUUUGUGAAAAUUGGGAAUGGCACUAGAGCGGUUUGGCCAAGUUUUGCACUAUUUCUGGCAAUUUAUGCCUUUAAACUAGUUGUAUUAUCAGUGUUAUAAAGCAAAAAAAUUGCGUUUUUUUGUGAAUAAAGUGCUCAGUUGCA